Molecule: messenger RNA, 1363 nt
Organism: Puma concolor (puma)
Lineage: Eukaryota; Metazoa; Chordata; Mammalia; Carnivora; Felidae
Source: RefSeq, a predicted model, not a curated record
AUGUCGCCCCCGCCCCCCAGGCCUCUGCGGGGUGGCGGCACGACGGCCGGCUCCGCGUCGUCCCCUGGACCGGCGCCCCCCGGCGAGCAGGGCGGGCUCGGGGCUAGUGCGUCGCGGCACCGGCCAGCACGGUGGCCCGGGGACCCCCGGCCCUCGCGCACUGUCGCGGCGCCGGCUGUCCUUGUCGCAAGCGCUCGGGUCCGGCAGCGCGCCGGGGUGUGCGGCCCGGAGGUUUUGGGAUUCGAGAUUGACGCGUUGAACUCCGUCCAGUUUUCAAACCACACAGGCUGCCCAGGCCAGGGGCUGGAGCUGACCGCCCGCUGCAUUGGGUUGACUGGAGGGGCUGGCAGCCGGAGGGGCCUUGAGCUGGGGCAGCACGAGAGCCGGGCGGCAGCCAGGGGGGGCUUGAGGUGCACGGUGUCCGGGGACUCCACCAAAGCAUGGCACCAUCGAGGGCUACACGAGACAAGUCCUUCCUGGCCCCGGGUGGUGGUGGACAUCGUGGGCGUGGGAGCUGAAGCCGCGUGGAACUCCCCGGGGCCCGUGGCACGCCGCGCAGACUCGGGGGCCUUCCCUGAGGCGCGGGCCUCCCAGGUGUCCGCACCGGUCCCCACCCUCAGCUGGCCUCACGUGUGCGACCCCGUGAUGGGCGACAAAUGGAACGGCGAAGGCUCCAUGUACGUUCCGGAGGACCUCCUUCCGGUUUACAAAGAGAAGGUUGUGCCGGUAGCAGACAUCAUAACCCCCAACCAGUUCGAGGCUGAGUUACUGAGCGGCAGAAAGAUCCACAGUCAAGAAGAAGCGUUAGCGGUGAUGGACGUGCUGCACGCCAUGGGCCCCGACACGGUGGUCAUCACCAGCUCUGACCUGCCCUCCCCGAGGGGCAGCGACUACCUGAUCGCGCUGGGGAGCCAGAGGAUCCGGAACCCCGAUGGCUCUGUGGUGACGGAACGCAUCCGGAUGGAGAUGCACAAGGUCGACGCGGUCUUCGUGGGCACCGGGGACCUCUUUGCCGCCAUGCUCCUGGCAUGGACACACAAGCACCCCAACAAUCUCAAGGUGGCCUGUGAGAAGACCUUGUCGGCCAUGCAUCACGUUCUGCAGCGGACCAUUGCAUGUGCAAAAGCCCAGGCAGGGGGAGGACUGAAGCCCAGCCCGUCGCAGCUGGAGCUGAGGAUGGUCCAGAGCAAGAAGGACAUCGAGAACCCGGAGAUCGUGGUCCAGGCCGCGGUGCUGUGAGGGCCCGCGUGCCACCUCCCAACGCACAGCGUGUCGGUGUCUCCAUCGUCGUCCCUGUGAAAACGUAGCAUCUGCCUUAGAGCCGUGACCGAAACUUGAUAUUUUUUUCUUUCGUGAGUGUCCA